Owenia fusiformis is the source of this 2247-nucleotide messenger RNA. The record is from the annotation of a GenBank genome assembly. Lineage: Eukaryota; Metazoa; Annelida; Polychaeta; Sabellida; Oweniidae.
AGUGCAGUGGUUGACCUGGCUCGAUUCUGAUUGGUUAGGAAAGACGAGCCCUUUUUCCCACGUUCUAACAAACAAGAAAGUGACGGCUUACAUAACACAUAUUACUGCUGUUUCCACCAUCAGUGUAAUCUCCUUUAACGCGGUCAAUGUUUAGUACAAGAACGUAGAGCUCAAAGGAUUCAAUCAAUAAACACACAGUACACACACGUCUGCAAAGAGUAUAAAUUUUGUAAACCAAAGGCCGGAUCAAGCUCCACAUUAGAGGUAUAUUGACGUAUUGGAUAUAUACUUGUACAUGUACUUCAUCUUCAGAAGAAAACCUACUACUACCUAGAAGAGAUUGAUCCUCAAAGGCAUCAUUAUUUAAAAUAAAUGCCUAACCUUGAAUACUGUACAGUGUACACUACUAAAAGCACUGUACACUACUAGACUACCUCUAUUUUAGUCAGAGGCACAACGUUUAAUUAAUAAAAACAAAAUUGGACACUUAUUGAGAAAAUAUCUGAAUAUCUAACAUCAAGGACAUUGUAUACAGAAUCAUGUUGGCAAGCUUAAGGAGAACUGUCCAAACAGCUGUUGAGAAACUUGGUGCGAGGAGCUAUGUUGUCUCAACAGGUUCUAUGAAAUUUAAUGGUGGGGCAGCUGAACCCGAGUCUGACAGAGAUGAACCAGUAUCAGAGAUUAACCCUGAUGUUCCCAGGAUUCUCAUUACAGGCAGCUUAGGCCAGCUAGGAACAGGUCUUGCAAAAGUGUUAAGGGGUAAAUAUGGCAAGCAGCAAAUUAUAAUGUCUGAUAUCAUGAAGGCUCCUAGGCACAUCUUAGAAAGUGGUCCAUAUUUGUAUGCCGAUAUUCUGGAUUUCAAGAACUUGCAAGAGAUAAUUGUCAACGAGCGUGUUGAUUGGCUGAUCCAUUUUAGCGCCCUCUUAAGUGCAGUAGGAGAAGUAAACAUUCCAUUGGCAAUGAGAGUCAACAUUGAGGGUCUUCAUAAUGUUCUAGAGUUGUCCAAGCAGUACCAGUUGAAGUUAUUUGUGCCAAGUACAAUAGGUGCAUUUGGCCCAGAUUCACCAAGAAAUCCCACCCCAGAUCUCACAAUUCAGAGACCACGCACCAUCUACGGGGUGUCCAAAGUGCAUGCUGAACUUAUGGGAGAGUAUUACAACCAUAGAUUUGGUGUAGAUUUCCGGAGUUUGCGUUUCCCUGGCAUCAUCUCGGCUGAUACAAAUCCAGGGGGAGGCACCACAGAUUAUGCAGUUCAAAUAUUCCAUGAUGCACUCACCACUGGAAAACAUGAAUGCUACCUCAAGCCAGACUGCAGACUUCCUAUGAUGUACAUAGAUGACUGUUUAAGGGCACUAAGUGAGUAUAUGGAGAGCCCACAAGAACUGUUGCGCUACAGGACAUAUAAUGUGCAUGCAAUGAGUUUCUCUCCAGAGGAGUUAGUGGAAGAAGUGCGCAAACAUGUUCCCCAUUUAGAAGUCACAUAUAAACCAGAUGGCAGACAGAAUAUAGCCGAGGCCUGGCCACAGGUUUUUGAUGAUUCUGGUGCAAGAAGGGACUGGAACUGGGAACACCGAUACAAUCUGUCUCAUCUUUGCGAAAUCAUGUUCAACUACUUGAAACCAAAAUAUGGAGUUAAAUAGAGACAUGGCUGAAAUGAGAGUUUAUAAAACUGCCCCAUUUUUGAUGGAUAAAAGUAUCCAUAAUGAAAUGCCAUUUUUAAUCAUCGUGUGCGGUGCAGAAAUGGAAAGACCAGAAUGCUUUUGUGUGUCAAAAUUUCUUCUUUACUUUUAUAUAGAAUUUGCUAGAACAUAUUGUUCCAAUACACAACAGGCCUGAAAACAACAACCCAAGUUGUCAUGGAAAUUUCAUUCUCUGCACCUCACUGUUGUUAUUUUGCAAUUUUUAUGACAUUCCACAUAAUCAUUCCAUCUUGUGGAGUGAAUUCUCUCACUUUACAAGGCAGCUACAACUACAAACAGUGCAGCUAUAUCUCCAAACAAGGCAGCUACAGCUACAAACAGUGCAUCUUUACCCUCUAAACAAGGCAGCUACAUCUCCAAACAGUACAGCUACAAACAAGGCUGGGAUUAGAAAUAGAUGAAGAACUGUGAAAAAAUUGGAUAAAAAGAUUUGUCAUGCUCUUUUGAGUCUUAUUUGAUAACUGUUCAUUUGAACCUUUGUACGAGUACAUUAUAACACCUGUAAGGUGGAACACCUUUAGAUGUUAAACACAUCUGUUAGUGGAAC